CUUUGACGUUAAUGAAUAAACAUGAAUUUGUUGCGUAAGAACCAGAAUGACUCGCAAUGCGUGCUACCUAGUAGAGGGAAUGAAAAGCUGCUGGUGCCAAACAGGUUGAUUUGUAAUUAUACGAAAAGGACUACCGGGUCGGAAAUGACGGUCUGCCUGCAGCCACAGAGCCUGCAGGAGCUGGUGAUGGCUGCUGUGGUGACCAAUGUGUGCCAGAGAGUGCGCCAGUUUCUGGCAGGCUUUUCUCAGCAUGGUUAUAUUCUCAAAAGGCUCAUCCCCAAGCGGACUAAGAUGCCUCCAUCAUCACUCAAGCCACUCCAUGAAUUCCUGUACAGCAACCUACCUCCAGUCCUGUGUGCCCAACUUUGUGAAGAGCUGUUGGCAGCAUUUCAGAAUCUGACUCGAGAAGAAGCUGAAGCGGGUGUUGGUAAAAGUGGGUAUGGGGAGGCACGGUGGCAGCUGAUGAAUGAUGUGUUGGAGGCCCUGCUACAUCCCCAGCUAUGGAACCUGAACCUCUCCCUGUGGCCCUCAGCACUUGCAUCCACUUUCUACAGGAAUGUGCGCAAGCUGACUGGUCUGAAGCGACUUGGGCUACAAGGAGCGCUCCGCCCAGAUGCGUGGUUGCCGGAGUGCCUCCCAGGCCUGCGGACGCUAGUGUCUGUGGACCUGCGUGAGAGCGGCUCUGACCUGCUGGUGGCUGCCCUGGCCCAAAACUGCCCAAUGCUCGCAGAGCUCCACUUGGCAUGGGCAGAGGCCGUCACUGACCGGGCAGUGCCUGCGCUGCUGCAAAUGCGGAGCCUGCACUGGCUCGACAUUGGUGAAACUGGCAUCAGCAUCUCUGGUGUUUCUGACCUCAUUAGCGGUCUCCCAUCUCUUUAUGAAAUUUCAGUUGGUGUAGAUCUUCCUCUCGAGCCCAUCAUAAUCUGCCAAUCACAGUGCAGACUGUCUCUGCAACACCUGAAGCUGGUGGAAACAAGACGCUUGGAAGAAGUCCUUGCAAAGACUCCUGAUCUAACCCGUCUGGAGCUGAUCGCUCCUCUCUGCAGCUUAGCACCCCUCUCAACUCUACCGUACCUUACUGACCUGCGCCUCGAUCUGUCACCCCUGCCUCCACAACCGAACGACGCAGUGGAGGCUGUGAGGACAGCGAACCCAGGGCGGCUGCAGCACCUCACACUGGCCGGCUGCACUGCAGUUGACCUGCCUGCCUUGAUGUCUGAGUGUCCACAGCUGCACUCACUCCAUCUGAUGCAUUGCAGUUUCGCAGUCCCUGAACAUAACCAGGAAUGGAUACCAUCAGUGGUGCGGAUGCCCAACCUACAGGAGCUCACGCUGUCCACUCUACAGCAGGUGCAGGUGUGGUUCAUACUGGAACACCUGCUGCCAGCAGCACGGAUGAGCUUGCGCCAUCUUACAGUUGACACAGUCAUGGUUCCAUGCGUAGGGUCACACCGACUUGGUAACCUAUUACUGGCUGCUCCCCUGCCUGCUAUUGAGACACUUGCACUUCGUGGAAAGAUCUUGCUGACUGCUAGCACGCUUCGCCACUUUGCCAAUACAAACCCAAGUCUCAGAUCAUUGGGACGUGUAGAGUUUUGGGAUCGAGUCACCAGUGAAGAUUUGCGUUAUCUGCGAGAAGACCUUUGUGGUGCUAAUAAGCGUCUGACUAUUUUAUAGCUGUAAUUUCAGAAACAAAUUGUUUAUUUUUUAAAAACAGGACUCUUUCUUGUUGGCAUAUAUUUAAUAUCAAUAAAUUUCUGGUGACUAGAUGGUUUUACGUGUGUUGGAAUGUGCCAGUUUUGGAUGGAGAGAGAGGGGAGGGGUGAUUGUUACCAAAAAAUAUGCGACUGGAUUAGCUACAAAGCUUGCAAAUUUUAUUGUGUCAUUGCAUUUUAUUUAUGUACUGAAUGGUGAUUGUCAUUAUUUUUUUACAAGUUUAUCAUAGGAGAAAUGUGUCUUAUGUAUUACAACAGUGAGUAGUACUGAUCUUUUGUGUCAUUCAGACAUGAAGAAGAAAAACAUAAUCAUAAAAGCAAAUGUGAAUAAAUAAAAUACCAUGAAAUAAUUGACUAUGAUAUUGGAAUUGCGAUCGCUACUGAACUUCCUUGCUUUAUACAAAAGAUCUGUUAUCAAUAAGCGUUUAGGAGGAUACAUCCAUAUCAUGUUGGAAAAAAAGUAAGAAGAAUUUAUUUGUUGAGGUGCUCUAUGUUACGUCUUAGGUAAAAAGAAGAUUCAGUAUUAAAUAUGUGCAUUAUAUGCUGAUAAGCUGUAACUAACUAUUUAACUAACAAACAACAAUAAAACCUAUCAAUUGAUGAUGGUGCAUGUUUUCACCAGUACAACAGUGGAAGUAAGUGCUCCUCACUACACUUUGAUAGACAGUUCUAUUGAUCUGUGUAUGAUAGUUCUAUAGAUCCAGGAUAUGCCCUACAGGAAGACUCACUAAUAUAUGAUGUUUUUAAUAAAUGGC
Molecule: messenger RNA, 2470 nt
Organism: Schistocerca serialis cubense
Lineage: Eukaryota; Metazoa; Arthropoda; Insecta; Orthoptera; Acrididae
Exons: 6
Coding region: 22-1677 (551 amino acids)
Biological process (GO): SCF-dependent proteasomal ubiquitin-dependent protein catabolic process
Cellular component (GO): SCF ubiquitin ligase complex
Source: RefSeq, a predicted model, not a curated record